AUGGUGGUGGUGACAGCCGGGACUGGAGGAACAAUCACAGGACUGGCGCGGAAGCUGAAAGAGAAAUGUCCAAAGUGUAAGGUGAUCGGAGUGGAUCCGGAAGGCUCUAUAUUGGGGCAGCCGGAUGAGCUGAAUAAGACGGACAAGACGGGAUACGAGGUGGAAGGGAUCGGAUACGACUUUAUCCCCACUGUGCUGGACCGAUCGGUGGUGGAUGAAUGGUACAAGUCCCAAGAUGAAGAAUCCUUCCUGAUGGCUCGGGCUCUGAUCCGGGAGGAGGGGCUUCUUUGCGGGGGCAGUUCUGGCAGCGCCAUGAGCGCAGCGGUGAAGGCGGCUCAGCGGUUGGAGGAGGGGCAGAGGUGUGUCGUCAUCCUGCCAGAUUCCGUGCGCAAUUACAUGACGAAGUUCCUGAGUGAUAAAUGGAUGACCCAGAAGCAGUUCCUGAAGGUGGAGGACCUGGAGGGGAGUAAGCCAUGGUGGUGGAACGUCAAGGUCUCGUCUUUGUCCCUUUCUGCCCCAUUGACCGUCCUUCCAACAGUCAGCUGCAGUCAGACCAUCCAGCUCCUCCGAGAGAAAGGCUUUGACCAAGUUCCCAUCGUGUCCGAGUCCGGGCUGGUCCUCGGGAUGGUGACGCUGGGAAACAUGUUGUCCUCAGUACUGGCUGGGAAGGUGAAACCGUCCGAUCCGGUCACCAAAGUCAUCUACAAGCAGUUCACGCAGGUCCAUCUUGAUGACAAUCUGGGGACACUUUCCCGAAUCCUGGAAACGGAUCACUUUGCACUGGUUGUCCACGAGCAAAUCCAGUAUCACAAUGACGGCUCGUCCAGCAAGAAGCAGAUGGUGUUUGGGGUGGUGACUGCCAUCGAUCUACUGAAUUUUUUGACGAGAGAGCGAGAGCGCCGUGGGAGCGAAUCCAGCGACAGGGACCCCAGUGAAAGAGUCCGACAUUUCAGUGCCUCCUAA
Messenger RNA from Staurois parvus, 963 nucleotides. The record is from the annotation of a GenBank genome assembly. NCBI's taxonomy places the organism in Eukaryota, Metazoa, Chordata, Amphibia, Anura, Ranidae.